Messenger RNA from Solanum pennellii, 1464 nucleotides. RefSeq names its product cytoplasmic 60S subunit biogenesis factor REI1 homolog 1-like. Gene Ontology annotation, molecular function: zinc ion binding; nucleic acid binding. Gene Ontology annotation, cellular component: preribosome, large subunit precursor. The transcript has 5 exons. Gene Ontology annotation, biological process: ribosomal large subunit biogenesis. Bases 56 to 1303 code for a protein of 415 amino acids. The record is from RefSeq and is a predicted model, not a curated record. Lineage: Eukaryota; Viridiplantae; Streptophyta; Magnoliopsida; Solanales; Solanaceae.
AGUAUAUAUAAAGAAGAAGAAGAAGAAGAAAUUCGCCAUUGUUGAAGAUUUUGAAAUGCCAGGCUUAACUUGUAACGCUUGUGACAAGGAAUUUGUUGAUGAUACUGAGCAAAAGCUUCAUUACAAAUCUGAAUGGCACCGAUACAAUCUUAAACGCAAGGUUGCAGGAGUUCCUGGAGUGAGAGAGACUAUUUUUCUAGCCAGACAAGCUGCACUUGCAGAAGAGAAGGAAAAGUUAAGUGAAACUCCAUUGCUAUAUGCCUGUGGUCUGUGUGACAAAGAGUAUAGAAGCUCCAAGGCUCAUGCUCAGCAUCUGAAAUCUAAAAGUCACCUAGUACGGGCUUCUCAACAACCAGGUCAUCCUAAUGAGAAUAGUGUUACAAUCAAGCCGCUUCUACGCCACUCUCGAAAUGAAACUUCACGCAAGGCUAAAGAGGAUGUUAUUGAGGAGAAUGAUGAAAGUGAUGAAAGUGAAUGGGAGGAGGUUGAUCCAGAUGAAGAGAUGAUUAGUGAAGCCACCGAUUCUUUGACAGACUUGAAGAUGGAUGAGCAUACAUCUAAUGGCAAUAUGGAUGAAGAUAGUGAUGAUGAAUACGUUGGGAACUUAGAACCGUCGUGUUGCUUCAUGUGUGAUAAAGAACACAAGACCAUUGAGAGCUGCAUGGUUCACAUGCACAAGAAUCAUGGAUUCUUCAUACCUGAUGUUGAGUAUCUGAAGGAUCCCAAAGGGUUCCUCACUUACCUUGGUCUCAAGGUUAAAAGGGAUUUCAUGUGCUUAUAUUGCAACUACAGAUGUCUACCUUUCAGCAGUUUAGAAGCAGUUCGGAAGCAUAUGGAAGCAAAGAAUCAUUGCAGAGUGCAUUAUGGUGAUGGCGAUGAUGAUGAAGAAGCUGAAUUAGAAGAGUUUUAUGACUAUAGCAGCAGCUUUGUUGAUGAAUCUGGGAAACAGCUCAUUUCAUCGGAUGACACGGGCAACAGUGUGGAACUUGGAAGUGGUGGAUCUGAGCUCAUAAUAACAAGAAGAAAUAAUGAUGGAAGAUCUGUUAGGACUCUUGGAUCAAGAGAGUUUUUGCGAUACUACCGACAGAAACUGAGGCCUACACGGACCAAUGAUGUGGCUAUAAGUGCUGCAUUAGCUGCAAGGUACCGAAGCAUGGGUCUUGCAACUGUGCAGUCAAGAGAGCAAAUGGUUAAGUUGAAGGUGUUGAGAGCCAUGAACAAGUCUGGUGUGGAGAUAAUGCGCAGUAAGAUUGGCAUGAAAAGCAACGUCAUUCGCAACCUCCCUAAGAAUAUACCAUAUUAGUCCUUUCGAUAGUAAUAUUAGCCUUCUAAGAGAUUGUUUUGGUGUUUCUGUUAUUCCAACUUGUGUAAUUCCUCAUACUUUAUAACUUUUUGGUUUGUAUUCUCAUAUAGAUUGUUUGGAAGUGACUUUUAUAUCUAUUUCUAGCCCUGUUACGGUCAAUU